AUGAGUAUAGAUGUUGGUCCAGUCUCUGUCUACUUUCCUUCAGUUUUGGAUACGUACUCUUGGCCUGACUCUCACAGCACAGUGUGUUUGUCCUCGUCUGCCAUUUCUGAUUCACUUGUAUGGGGAUCCCCAUCCGAACCUCGCGUUGAAAUGAAGCCGAAUCGGCCCGAGGAGCACCCGGAAUCUCAGGAGGAGUUUCAGACUCAGUUGGAUCUGUUCCGGAAGCUGGGCUUUUCUGAGGCGCAGGUCCGGGCCGUCCUGCUAAAGCUGGGCCUCAACACAGACACCAAUCGUGUUCUGGGAGAGCUGAUUCAGGCUGGAGUAGAGGGGAUGGAGGAGAGAGUUGAUUCAGGCAUUGCUCCAGGACUUGCUUCUCGUGUCGACCACACCGGGAAAGGUCACGGUGUUUCGUCUUUACCUGCGGAGACAGAGGAGGAGGUGGAGGACGAGGAUGCUAUCAGGCCUAUUGUGAUAGAUGGCAGCAACGUUGCUAUGAGCCACGGCAACAAGGAAGUUUUCUCCUGCCUGGGAAUCCAACUGGCCGUGAAGUAUUUCCUGGACCGAGGGCAUACAGACAUCACCGUGUUCGUGCCCUCGUGGAGGCGGGAGCAGCCGCGCCCAGACGUCCCAAUCACUGAUCAGCACAUACUUCGGGAGCUGGAAAAGAAAAAGAUUCUGGUUUUUACUCCAUCGAGACGCGUGGCAGGAAAGCGGGUGGUAUGCUACGAUGACCGCUUCAUCGUCAAGCUGGCGUACGAGUCGGACGGCAUCAUCGUAUCCAACGAUACCUAUCGGGACCUGCAGGGGGAAAGGCCAGAGUGGAAACGCUUCAUAGAGGAGAGGCUGCUUAUGUACUCGUUUGUCAAUGACAAGUUCAUGCUUCCAGACGAUCCCCUCGGCAGACACGGACCCACUCUGGAAAACUUUCUCCGCAAGACUCCACGAGCUCCUAAAAAGCUGCCGUGCCCAUACGGUAAGAAAUGCACCUAUGGUAUCAAGUGCAAGUUCAGCCACCCAGGACGUGCCAAGCAGUCCCAUCGUUCCUUGGCAGAUGAACUGCGAGAAAAAGCAAAGAUGCCCUCACUUUCACAUGGGCCAUCCUCAACCAGCUCAGGUCCCACUCAUGGCGCCUCUCUUGAGGAGGUAUUGGAGCAAAAACUUAGUCUAGAUCACAUUGGACCACUGAACAAAUCCCACACAAGCGAGAACGUCCCACUGAUAAAGAACAUCCCGCAUUCUGCUUCACCCAAGUCCCCUUCAAAACGUGAUCGACCUGGGCAAUACUUCCAAACAGGUCAGGACUCCAUCCCUUCUUCAUCUCAUGAGUAUCUAGACUCAGGUUUGGGCUCAUAUGAGUCCCACUGUGAGCACAAAUGUAGAGGAAAACCAAGAAAGCCCAAGCAUCACUCAGAUGGAUGGUACAGAUACCCACCAUCCUGCAGCUGCUGCUCUGUACAGUCCAUGAGCUCUAAUCCAGGGUACCAUCACCACAAUGUGGCAAUGGCUUCAUCCCAAACUCCGAAUGUCAUGCUGCACUCUCACCCACAUUAUCACUCAUAUGGAGGAUACCCAGCAGUAAACUUUGGACAAUUUAGCGUACCCUGUAAUUACCACCACACCAGCGUGCCUCCCCCUCACAGUGGUUACUGGUCAGAACCAUACCAAGCUUAUCCCCAUCCUCCUCCAGGACCAGUGCAGGGUGAUACCAACCCCUGGAACCCACCAAUGCGCCCAGAAAGGGAGCAGGUCAGGAAGAAGCUACGUGCUGUUUUUAAUUCCUGUCUUGUAGACAGAGUGAUGGACAUGUUUCCCAACCUGAUGGACGCUCAAAAACUGGCUGCGGAGAUCCUCAACUUGCAGUCGUAUGAGGUGGCACUGUAA
Trichomycterus rosablanca is the source of this 1881-nucleotide messenger RNA. It is a transcript of the gene zc3h12ab, whose product is annotated as zinc finger CCCH-type containing 12Ab. The coding region runs from base 1 to 1881 and encodes 626 amino acids. Gene Ontology annotation, cellular component: cytoplasmic ribonucleoprotein granule; nucleus. The record is from RefSeq and is a predicted model, not a curated record. The transcript has 5 exons. Gene Ontology annotation, biological process: 3'-UTR-mediated mRNA destabilization. Lineage: Eukaryota; Metazoa; Chordata; Actinopteri; Siluriformes; Trichomycteridae. Gene Ontology annotation, molecular function: metal ion binding; mRNA binding; RNA endonuclease activity.